CCAAUUUCAAGAAUCAUGAAGUUUUCUUUUUCAUUUCUCUCAUGUUUUAGCUCAUCAGCAGAUAAUUUGGAAGGCAGCCAAACCACAUAUGGUGGACAAAUUUCCCAGAAUUUUUCAGUUUACUGUUACAAUGACUUGAAAGCUGCAACUCAUGGAUUCAGAGCUUCAAAUAAAAUUGGAGAAGGAGGUUUUGGUUCUGUUUACAAGGGUCGGCUUCAAGAUGGAACCUUUAUGGCUGUAAAAGUUCUUUCAGUUGAAUUGGAAUCAAUGAGAGGGGAAAGGGAAUUUGUAUCAGAAAUAGCUGCAUUGUCUGAUAUCAAACAUGAAAACCUUGUCAACCUCAGAGGAUGUUGUGUUGAUGGAGCACAUAGACUUUUAGUCUAUGAUUACAUGGAAAACAACAGUCUUUCCUUAACAUUUUUAGCAGGUGGGGAGCAAAACAGAAGUAAAUUUACAUGGACACUUAGGAAAGAAGUUUCAAUAGGAAUAGCAAAGGGACUUUCAUAUCUCCAUGAAGAAGUGAGUCCACAUGUUGUGCAUAGAGAUAUUAAAACCAGCAACAUACUCCUUGAUGAGAAUUUUACACCAAAAAUUGCAGAUUUCGGUUUGGCUAGGCUGUUUACGGAGAACAUGUCCCAUAUUAGUACCCGAGUAGCCGGAACAUUAGGCUAUCUUUCUCCAGAAUACGCCAUCAGUGGACACUUAACACGCAAGUCAGACGUUUAUAGCUUUGGAGUCGUGUUACUAGAAAUAGUCAGCGGUUCACCAGUAGUUGCAUUCGACAUUACUCGAGGAGAGCAUUUCCUUGUUAACAAGGCAUGGGAAAUGUACAAUGCUGACCAACUGUUAGAGCUAGUGGACCCUGUUUUGGAUAGAGAACUUUUGAACGAUGACGAAGCUCUCCGAUUCUUGAAGGUUGGCCUCCUCUGCGUGCAAGAGAACGCCAGCCUCCGCCCCAAAAUGUCCAUGGUCAUCAAGAUGUUGAGCCGUGAUGGCACGAUAAUAGUAGACGAAAUGAAGAUUACUCAGCCUGGGAUUGUUGCUGAUCUAAUGGAUGUUAAGAUAGGCAGAAAACACUCUUCUCAAAGCUUUUUUUCUAAAGCUUCUACAAGCAUGAGCCCAGGAAGCCCCUUCCAAAUAGUUAAACAGGAGAAAAAACAAUAGCUAGAAAUUAGUCGAGGUACGCACAAGCUGGUUCAGACACCACGAUUAUAAAAAAAAUAGAAUGUACUUGUACAAAGAGUAUAUUGUGCACACACAUAGAUACACUUGCACUAAGUUUGCUCACUUUUUUUUUAUUGUUAGAUCAGUUGUAUAUCAAUGUGAGCAGCUAGGUCUUUAAUUUUUUCAAUUUUUUUUGGAAUAUUUGGUUCCAUUUGAUGUAAAAGCUACCUUUAAUA
This is a messenger RNA of Solanum verrucosum, 1400 nucleotides long. Its product is annotated as putative serine/threonine-protein kinase. The record is from RefSeq and is a predicted model, not a curated record. Gene Ontology annotation, molecular function: ATP binding; protein kinase activity. Bases 16 to 1164 code for a protein of 382 amino acids. Gene Ontology annotation, biological process: protein phosphorylation. The transcript has 6 exons. NCBI's taxonomy places the organism in Eukaryota, Viridiplantae, Streptophyta, Magnoliopsida, Solanales, Solanaceae.